Molecule: messenger RNA, 2255 nt
Organism: Photinus pyralis (common eastern firefly)
Lineage: Eukaryota; Metazoa; Arthropoda; Insecta; Coleoptera; Lampyridae
Product: threonine--tRNA ligase, cytoplasmic-like
Exons: 11
Coding region: 53-2212 (719 amino acids)
Biological process (GO): threonyl-tRNA aminoacylation
Cellular component (GO): cytoplasm
Molecular function (GO): threonine-tRNA ligase activity; ATP binding
Source: RefSeq, a predicted model, not a curated record
AGGUUAAAUAUUUGUUUAUCUGUAUUAAUAUAAGGAAAUUAUCUCUUAAGUAAUGAAUUUAUCAAUAAAAGCUGCACUUGGAACGUACAACACCCACAGAUGGGUUGUUAAAAUGUUCCAACGACAGUAUUCCAAAGCGGCUUCCAAGAUAAAAGAUAUGAAACAUGAGAAAGUGGAGAAAAGCGGUGCCAUACAAUUUAAAAGGUUGCCCGAGUUUGUUCAGCAACGGGAAUUGCUCUGGAACAAACUGAAGGAGAAUUACAAUCGGGAAUUGGUAAAUAAGCCGCAACAUCCCAUUAAAGUUUCGCUAUCGGACGGCAAACAUAUCGAUGCCGUGUCUUGGCGAACGACCGCUUUCGAUGUCGCUAAUCAUAUCAGUCCAAGCUUUGCCGAAACUGUGAUAGUAGCAAAAGUAAACGGAGUGCUGUGGGACUUAAAUAGGCCGCUAGAAGAAAACUGCCAUUUGGAACUAUUAAAAUUUGAUAAUGACGAAGCUAAGUCAGUAUUUUGGCAUUCGUCCGCACACAUCUUGGGAGAAGCUCUAGAACGAACUUUUACCGGCUACCUCUGUUACGGUCCGCCGAUUGAGGCUGGAUUUUAUUACGACAUGUAUCUGCACGAUAAAACAAUAUCGUCUACAGAUUUUCCUCAAUUAGAAAAAUGUAUUAAAGAAAUUAUAAAUGGAAAGCAAAAGUUCGAAAGACUCGUCGUCCGAAAAGAUGAUCUUUUCGAAAUGUUCAAAUACAAUCCGUUUAAAGUACGGAUAUUGAAUGAGAAAAUCAAUUCGCCCACGGCUACCGUGUAUCGGUGCGGAUCUCUAAUUGAUGUCUGCAGGGGUCCCCAUGUUCUCCAUACUGGCAAAGUGAAAGCUUUUAAAUUAACAAAGAAUUCGUCGACCUAUUGGGAGGGAAAUUCGGAAUCGGAAACCUUGCAGAGAGUUUAUGGCAUAAGUUUUCCCGAUACCAAGCAGUUGCAAGAAUGGGAACAGUUUCAGGAGGAGGCCAUUAAAAGAGAUCACAGACGGAUAGGAAAAGAUCAAGAAUUGUUCUUCUUCCACGAUUUAUCUCCGGGUUGCUGUUUUUUCCAACCGCGAGGAACUCGCAUCUACAACACACUUAUUGAAUUUGUCAAAGAACUGUAUCGGGAACGAAAGUACCUAGAAGUGGUUACCCCUAACAUGUUUAAUGCGAAGUUGUGGGAGAAAUCGGGCCAUUGGGAUCUGUACGCUCACAACAUGUUUUCAUUUAACGUGGAAAAUGACACCUUCGCCCUAAAACCGAUGAAUUGCCCUGGCCACUGCUUAAUAUUUCAACAACGCGCCCGCUCGUGGAGAGAACUGCCCUUUAGAUGUACCGAAUUUGGUGUAGUUCACAGAAACGAACUGUCCGGUACACUGACUGGUCUAACGCGCGUGCGUAGAUUUCAACAGGACGAUGGUCACGUGUUCUGCGGUAUCGAUCAAAUUCAAGGCGAAAUAACCGAAUCGUUAGACUUCCUGAAUCGUCUGUAUACCACUUUCGGCUUCACAUUUAAUCUGGUCUUAUCGACGAGACCCGAAAAGUUUUUGGGCGACGUCGAAAUUUGGGAUCAAGCCGAAAAGGCGUUGGAGAAUAGCUUAAAUCUCUCAGGAUAUUCGUGGUCUUUAAACCCUGAAGAUGGCGCGUUUUAUGGUCCUAAGAUUGAUAUCAUCGUAUUGGACGCGUUAAAACGCUCGCAUCAGUGCGGAACCAUACAGCUCGAUUUUCAACUACCAAUCAGAUUUGAUUUGUCAUAUAAGAGCCCUACAGGAGAGAAGAAACGUCCCGUUAUAAUCCAUCGAGCGCUUCUAGGAUCGGUCGAACGCAUUUUCGCCAUUUUAACUGAGCACUACGGAGGAAAAUGGCCGUUUUGGUUAUCUCCCAGACAAAUAAUGGUCAUUCCUAUAAAUGCCAAUGUACACAGUUACGCGAUGGACGUGGAACGGAAACUGUACGAGGCAGGUUUUAUGGUCGAAAUAGAUCUCGACCAAGGCGAUACGUUUAAUCGGAAAAUUCGAAAUGCCCAGCAAGCUCAGUUUAAUUUUAUACUUGUUGUAGGAGACAAGGAGCAAGAAAAUAAUUCCGUAAAUGUAAGAACGCGAAACAAUGAAAUUUUUGGGGAAGUAUCGCUAAGCAGGCUAAUCGAAAGUUUGCAGCAACUUAAAAAGGAUCGUGUUAUUGAAGAUACUCUGUAAAUUUCGUGUUAAGUGGUUAUAAAUUUAUUUAUUGUUAUUACAA